GCCUACUCUCUUCUCUCCUCCAUGUCCUGCCCUGCACUUCGACUCUCUUGAUGAGCGUCGACGGCUGGGAGUGGCUGCAAAGCACGCGAUAAUGAGCAAUUUACUCUGCUGUCACACUCAUGCCCGCAAAUACCUGACAUACUGUAGUACCAGUGUGAAAAGCGUAUAAAACCGGUCAAGGCGGGGAAGCACAUGUCUCCAGCUGGUUCUAUUCAUUCCUCGCCUGACUUCCUGGGUUGAUUAUCUGAGGCUGCUCUGAAGCGAAGAUCGAUGAGUCCCUCGAAGAAGGAAGAUCAGCCUACGGAGGCGUAUGUUAUCGCUGAUGGGUUUGCGGGCGUCCCGGAAGUCCCCGUCUUGGAGGGUGACCUACCGCCUAAAACUACAUGGAGGAGCUAUGUCUGGUCUACACUCGAUGUGUCUAAGGAAGAGGCGCGGUUCCUUACCAAACUGGAUUUGUGCCUCAUCUCGUCUGCCGCGCUGGGGGUCAUGAUCCGCUAUCUUGACCAGGUCAAUAUCACGAAUGCCUUCAAUAGCGGUAUGAAAGAAGACCUCGGACUGUACGGUAACGAGCUCAACUACGCAAACGCCUUCUGGAGUGCAGCCUACGUCAUCGGACAAGUCCCUAGCAACCUGAUCCUUACUCGGGUGCAUGCUCCCUAUUAUAUCGCAUUCCUGGAAUUCGCGUGGACGAUAUUCACCAUCGCCACGUCUGGAGUGAAGAACACAAGUCAGCUAUAUGCUAUCCGUUUCUUCGUCGGAUUAUUCGAAGCAGGCCAUUUCCCCGCGGUGAUGUACGUAGCUUCGAGCUAUUACAAACCGCAUGAACUCGCUCGGCGAAAUACGAUCAUACAAGUGUUCACUGCUGUCGGGCCGCUUUUCUCUGGCUUCCUCAUGGCUGCUGUCUACUCGGACUUGAAUGGUCGUGCUGGUUGGCCUGGCUGGAGGUGGCUUUAUGUGAUUUGCGGGUUGAUCUCCUUCCCAUGCGCUUGCUGGACGGUUGUCGCCAUGCCCGAACUGCCAUCCCGCAUCAAGCCGAACUGGUUGUACUCCGCUGCAGAGAUCGAGAUCGCAAAAAGACGGAUGCCCGGAGAAGUCAAGCUCUACACGGGUUUGUUCAAGUGGAAAGAUGUCCUCCGUUGGCAUAAGACUUGGCACGUCUGGUUAUUCCCCUUGUUCUUCUUGUGCAAUUCUCAGCUGAGUCAACCUGGUGGAUCCAUGAUUUUCUGGGUCAAGAGCUACAACGUCACGGGACAGCCAGCGGUCUUCUCCGUGCAAGCGAUCAACAUCAUUCCUCUUGGUAUCAAUCUGAUCCAAAUCGUUGGAGCACUCCUCUCGUCCUGGGUAUCCGACGCACUUCCAGGAAGUCAGCGCUGGCCAUCUAUGGCAUUCGCCGCUUUUUCUGGUAUCAUCUUUUCCAUUUCCCUCGGAGCUACGCCUGUGCAUCCGGCUAAUCGGGCCAGCCGUUGGGCACUCUAUUACCUCACUGCACUCUCUGGGACCUCGGCAGGAGUGACGUGGACAUACGUGAACGAGACGAGCAGACACGACCCCGAAAAGAGAGCCUAUGUUUCCGCAAUGAUGAACGCCAUCGCGUACAUCUUCAGCGCAUGGGUUCCGAUAUUCACUUUCCCCACUCAGAACCAACCGUAUGUCACCGUUGGCAAUUACGUUACAGCUGGAUUCGGCGCGGUUCAACUGAUAGUUGCCUUUCUUAUCGGCUAUCUGGAUCAUCAGGAUAAGAAGCGAGCGAAAGCAAAUCACGAGCUUGAGCGAAAACGGCAGGCUGAUGCGGAAUCGACUCCCAGCGAUGAGAAGGAAUUGCCCGAAUCCGAUUAAGCGUGUCUUGGUCGAUCUGAUUUAGUGGGUCUCGGGAAUAGGAAGGAAAGAUUUUUUGUCUCGCCUUUUUUGUUUUGGUAAUUGUAUCAAGGGAUGUGGAUGAGAAUGCACCAU
Molecule: messenger RNA, 1950 nt
Organism: Dacryopinax primogenitus
Lineage: Eukaryota; Fungi; Basidiomycota; Dacrymycetes; Dacrymycetales; Dacrymycetaceae
Product: MFS general substrate transporter
Exons: 13
Coding region: 271-1836 (521 amino acids)
Biological process (GO): transmembrane transport
Cellular component (GO): membrane
Molecular function (GO): transmembrane transporter activity
Source: RefSeq, a predicted model, not a curated record